ACUCAGGCAGCUCAGGGGUCCAGAGACAGACAGACAGACAGAAGGGGGCUUCAGGCUCUGAGUUGCAUGUGUAGUUUUCUAGAAAACACAUAAGUUGCAAAAUGUCGCGGAUAUUAAACCUGAUCGGAAGUCAUCUGCGGAGAGAUCUGUCCGCGUGUCGGAGCAGCGCGCGGCUUCCUGUGAGGACCUUCUGCUGCUCGGCCAGAAGACCCGCAGAGGACAGUGAUGUGCACUCUGCUCUGAGGAAGCGCUGGAAGGACUCUGCAGACACGGUGAUCAUCGGGGGGGGCUGCGUGGGGGCCAGCGUGGCCUACCACCUGGCUAAAGGAGGCCUGAAGGACGUGGUGCUGCUGGAGAAGUCCGAGCUGACCGCCGGCUCCACCUGGCACGCUGCUGGUCUGACCACAUAUUACCAUCCUGGCAUCAACCUGAAGAAAGUUCACUAUGACAGCAUCAAACUGUACGAGAGGCUGGAGGCUGAGACUGGACAGGCGGUGGGCUUCCACAACCCCGGCAGCGUGCGCAUCGCCUCCACGGCGGCUCGAGUGGACGAGAUGAAAUACCAGAUGACUCGAACUCACUGGCAGGUGACGGAGCAGUACUUCAUCACGCCGGAGAGAGUCCACGAGCUCUUCCCUCUGCUCAACAUGGACAAGGUGUUGGCAGGUCUGUACACCCCAGGCGACGGCCACAUCGACCCGUACUCUCUGACCAUGGCGCUGGCGGCCGGAGCUCGUAUGUACGGAGCUCAGAUCUAUAACCCGGCCCCGGUGACCGGCCUGCAGCAGACCGCCGGCGGCCAGUGGGACGUGGAGACGCCUCACGGGACCAUCAGGGCCAACCGCAUCGUCAACGCUACAGGUUUCUGGGCCCGGGAGGUUGGCCAGAUGAUUGGCUUUGACCAUCCCACCAUCCCGGUGCACCACCAGUACGUGGUGACAGCAACCGUCCCAGAGGUGAAGGCUCUGAAGAAGGAGCUGGCGGUCAUCAGGGACCUGGAGGGAUCGUACUAUCUACGUCAGGAGAGAGACGGCCUGCUGUUUGGUCCCUACGAGAAGAUGGAGAAGAUGGUGCUGCAGGACUCCUGGGUCAGAAACGGAGUGCCUCCAGGUUUCGGUAAGGAGCUGUUUGAGUCGGACCUGGACAGGAUAAUGGAGCACAUUGAGAUGGCCAUGGAGAUGGUCCCAGUGCUGAAGAAAGCUGACAUCAUCAACGUGGUGUCUGGACCAAUCACGUACACCCCUGACCUGCUGCCCAUGGUCGGACCUCACCAAGGGGUUCGCAACUACUGGGCCGCCAUUGGCUUUGGGUAUGGAGUCAUCCAUGCCGGCGGUAUCGGUAAGUUCCUGAGUGACUGGAUCCGGACCGGAGAACCUCCUUACGACCUGAUCGAAUGCGACCCCAACCGGUACGGCAAAUGGGCCGACGUGCCGUUCUUGUGCGCCAAAGCUCGAGAAUCCUACGGGUUCAACAAUGUGGUGGGCUAUCCAAAGGAGGAGCGAUUCGCCGGUCGACCAACUUACAGAAAAAGUGGCGUUUACGAGCUGCUGAAGGACAAAGGGUCCAUGGGCUUCCACGCCGGCUGGGAACAACCUCACUACUUCUACAAACCUGGAGAUGACAUCGGAUACAAGCCCAGUUUCAGACGCACCAACUGGUUCGCGCCGGUCGGCAGAGAGUGCAAGCUGGUGAUGGACAAGGUGGGCGUCAUCGACCUGACGCCCUUCGCCAAGUUCAUGGUGAAGGGGAAAGACUCGCACAAGCUGCUGGACCGCCUGUUCGCCAACACCAUGCCCAAGGUGGGUCUGACCAACAUCAGCCACAUGUUGACGCCCAGCGGGAGAGUCUUUGCUGAGGUCACCAUCACCCAGCUGGCUGCAGGAGAGUUCCUGCUCAUCACAGGCUCCGGGUCGGAAGGUCACGACCUCAGGUGGAUCGAGGCAGAAGCUGCAGAUGGCGGUUAUGACGUGGAAAUCAGCAACUUGACAGAAGAAAUUGGCGUUCUGGGCAUCGCAGGACCAAAUUCACGCAAAGUUCUGCAGAAGCUGACGGACGAGGACUUGAGCGACGCCGGGUUUAAAUUCCUCCACUGCAAGUCCAUCCAGCUGGCCGGACUUCCUGUCAGGGCCAUCAGGAUCUCCUACACAGGUGAGCUUGGCUGGGAGCUGUACAUUGAGCAGAAGAACAUGGCUGCUGUCUAUAACGCCAUGAUGGAGGCAGGUAAAGGUGAAGGCAUCGACAACUUCGGCACCUACGCCAUGAACGCCCUCAGACUGGAGAAGGGCUUCAGAGGCUGGGGGGCUGAGAUGAACUGUGACACGAACCCUCUGGAGGCUGGACUGGAUUACUUCAUCAAAAUGAACAAGCCUGCUGAUUUUAUUGGUAAAGCAGCUCUGCAGCAGAUUAAAGCCCAGGGCCUGAAGAGGAAGCUGUCCUACAUCAGCCUGGACACCGACGACAUCGACCCCGAAGGAAACGAGACCAUCUGGUGCAACGGCAAGGUGGUGGGUAACACCACGUCUGGCGCCUACAGCUACAGCUCCCAGCAGAGCCUGGCGUUCGCCUACCUGCCCCUGGACCUGUGCUCGGUGGGGCAGAAGGUGGAGGUGGAGCUGCUGGGGAGGAAAUACCCGGCCAUGGUGAUCCAGGAGCCCCUGGUCCUCACGGAGCCCACACGGACCAGGCUGCAGAAGAAAGCCAAGGGGAAAGCAUAAAAACACAUAAAAACAACCUUCCUUCAUCAGUUUCUCACCAGCAAAUGAACAAUGUACUGCGAUAUAUCGAGUCAAGUCUUAUGGAAUAUGAAUAUGUCUUAUCUCGUAUAUGGAAAAGCAAAAUGUCUGUGUACUGAACUGUUCCUGGCAUAUUUCACAACUAACCGUCCUGGUUUGUCUUUGUUUUGUUUAAAACAGAUUGAAAUGCACGAUAGCACGGUGCAUCUCGGCAUCAGGGAAAUAAUAAAUGUUUUUAAUAAUGUCUGUUGAAUGCUUUUGUAUCACAAUGUCUUACGGUGCUGGAAGAAUAAUUUACCUUUUUUUGUAAUUCCUUGAAUGGACGUUAAUGUGUCGCCAUGCCAACACCUUUUUGUGAAGGAUGUAAAAUACCUUUUGUGUUUAUUUGAAAUAAAUAAAAAAUAAUGCUGAAUAUUUCAUGGUCACAAAAGCACAAUGUGACAACGGCUAUAAACGGAAACAAACAACAUGCUUGCAAACUUGUAUAAAGAUUGUUUUAUAAAUCUUUUUUUAUGAAUGUAUAAUUAAAUCGGUUUACAUUAAUACCUUGAUAAUUAAA
Molecule: messenger RNA, 3291 nt
Organism: Centropristis striata (black sea bass)
Lineage: Eukaryota; Metazoa; Chordata; Actinopteri; Perciformes; Serranidae
Gene: dmgdh
Product: dimethylglycine dehydrogenase
Exons: 16
Coding region: 102-2714 (870 amino acids)
Cellular component (GO): mitochondrion
Molecular function (GO): oxidoreductase activity; protein binding
Source: RefSeq, a predicted model, not a curated record